This is a messenger RNA of Vanrija pseudolonga, 1120 nucleotides long. RefSeq lists its product as uncharacterized. The record is from RefSeq and is a predicted model, not a curated record. Gene Ontology annotation, biological process: GPI anchor biosynthetic process. Gene Ontology annotation, cellular component: glycosylphosphatidylinositol-N-acetylglucosaminyltransferase (GPI-GnT) complex. The coding region runs from base 171 to 881 and encodes 236 amino acids. Lineage: Eukaryota; Fungi; Basidiomycota; Tremellomycetes; Trichosporonales; Trichosporonaceae. The transcript is spliced from 3 exons.
AGCAGCCGCACGCACCCUACAGUACCGACCGAGGCUGUUGCUGCUGCUGCUGCCCACCGGCACAGCACCGAGCCGCGCGCGACGCCGCGGGGCGAAUCGGACCCCGCCGCCGCCGCGCCGCCCCGACGCGCCGUCGCGCCCAACGACGCCACCCAAAGCAAGCAUUGUUGAUGGUGCCCCCGCCAGGUGUCGCUGCCAGGCACAAUACGCCGUAUGCACAACCGUUGCCGUAUCUCACCUACAGAACAAAAGUCAAAGUCGGCUUCGGCACAACCACAACUACAACCAUGCGCGCGGCGACGCCGCUGCACCACAGGCAAGAGUACACCACGCACACGGCGCGCGUCGGCGCAUCCAGCGUGACGGAACACCGCGUCGCGCGGCGCACGACGCGUCGAGGCAGCGGCUCGACGGGCGCCGUGCUCCUCGCCCUCGUGUCGCUGCUGCUGCUGGCCUACAUCGUCCACAACAAUGCACCGGUCACAACCGCAACGACGACCACGAAAAUCUUCGCCGUGGUCGCGGUUGGCGCCGCCGUGCUCUUUCUGCACGCCGCCUCGCGGUCCGUGCUGUAUCCAGAAUCCCUCACGCCGCUCCCCGCUCUCGGCGUGCAGCUGGCCACGGCCCGCGGCCUCUCCCUGCUAGGUGCGACGAUCCCGCUGUCCACGGCGCGCCGGUUCGUGCCCCUCUCCGAACUGUCGACUGUCGUUAUCCACGAGGGGCUCGUGCGCUUCAACGUCAGGUUCUACCUCGGCAUCGUGCGCCGCGGGGACGUGGUCGUCGCGUUUGAUGAGGUCCACCCCCUGCUAGAGGUGCUUAAGGAGGUGUACCAUGCCACCCGGGAGGAGCUGUUCGACGAGUAUGACGAGGGGGACGAGUAACUGUCUCGGCCCAUCGAGACCCACAUAGACGCCACAUGUUGUAUGCAUCGACUCAUCGCGCUCGUUCUCAAGCUCAGCUCCACUUGGCCCGGCACAGCACACUUCACUCGAUUCAUUCCCUUUUCUCCUAUGAUAUCUCUAUGCCACUGAUUCAUUCUUCUUGUCGUUCAAUAGUCUUUCUUCUUGUUCUUCUUCCUCUUUGUUUCUUCUUCUUCUUCUUCUUCUUCUUCUUCUUCUUC